Molecule: messenger RNA, 1191 nt
Organism: Symbiodinium natans
Lineage: Eukaryota; Dinophyceae; Suessiales; Symbiodiniaceae
Source: the annotation of a GenBank genome assembly
AUGCUCGCCAUCAUGCAGCUACUGGCAGGCCAAAGAUGGCUGCAGCACAGUCAAGCAGUCGCUUGUUUGUGGCCCAUUCUCCCUUUCGCUGCGCUGACAGCGGCGGAGGCUUCCGUAUUGUACACGCAGCUUCCGUUCAUCAAGACGACCUUCUUUGCAGAGAGGCGAUUGGCUCAGGCCCAUGCAGCUGCUGGAGAAGCAAAGUCCACUUCACGGUGGAACAUCAACUGCGCCCGGACGCCAAAGCAGCUCCUGUGCAAGGUUGGAACAGCGGAUGCUGCCUACUGGGACGCUCUGCUAGAAGGACUAGCUGGCGUUCUGGCUGUGCCGUCGGCUCUUUCGCUCGGAAUUCUGAGCGACUCACAUGGCCGAAAGCCUUUCCUCCAGCUGAAGGCGCUGCUUAACGUUGCAAGCGCGCUGCUGCUGCUCUCCGCCACACAUGCAGGUUCAAGCCUGUGGCCCUUUCUAUGGGUGAAUUCCAUGGAUCACAGCAUCGAUGCUGCGGGCGUCGUGCUGGCGGUGCUUGCAGACCUCACCCAGGACCACAAAGCGGAGCGCUCCACGGCGCUUGGCAUGCUGGGUACCUUUGUUGCAGGAGUUGCUUGCCUUUGCCUGGUCGUGGCUUCCACUUUGCCCAGCAGUACUGCAGCCCAGGUUGUGUUGUUGAUAUCGACUUUGAAGCUCGGCCUCUUGCUGUUUCACAUGCCUGAGACGGGCCGGCGUGGAGCGGAAGAGAUGGAAGGCGUGUCGAUCCAGAUUCCCGACAUGCUCCAGGAGGGUGUGGGGAUUCUCCGGCGCCAUGCUGUGAUGCAGCGCUUGGCGAUCGUGCUCUGCCUCGCCAGCGCCGGGGUCACAGGCCGACAUAUCUUCCUCCAGUUCUACCUUGCCAGCAACUUGGGCGCAGACAAGGCUGACUUUGCCCUGCUGCUCCCAGCCUCCAUCCCUGGAAUGGUCAUCUCCUUUGUCUUCGUGUUGCCUCUGUUAGCAAAGGCAUCGGGUGAGCUAGCAGCCCUGAAGGCCGUGGACGACAUGUUACGGGGAGAGGAUUCCGCUGCUGCAUUUCAGUGCUCUGAGUUCCAUGAUGGGAGGUAUCUCUUCCAAUCUCGGGCUUGCUCACGCUGUGCACGCUCGCCUCCAAUUCCUUCUGGCAGGUGCUGCUCGCCUAUGCAGUCUUGGGCGGACCGGCGCUGA